AUGGUGGAUUGGCAUGCUCUUGAGUGUAUCCUCGAGGAGAUUGGUGUUCGUAAACAAUUUAUCACUUGGAUUAUGUUGAUUGUUUCUACUGUUUCCUAUAGGUUCAACGUAGAUGGUUGUUAUACUGAGAACAUAGAAACUAGGAGGGGUAUUAGACAAGGGGAUCCCUUGUAUCCUUUUUUCUUUGUCAUUAUUAUGGAGUAUCUCAAUAGAUCUUUCAUUAAAAUGCAGAAGAAUCCCAAUUUUAAUCAUCAUUUCCAAAUGUGA
Lathyrus sativus (Indian pea) is the source of this 267-nucleotide messenger RNA. The record is from the annotation of a GenBank genome assembly. NCBI's taxonomy places the organism in Eukaryota, Viridiplantae, Streptophyta, Magnoliopsida, Fabales, Fabaceae.